Molecule: messenger RNA, 558 nt
Organism: Colletotrichum godetiae
Lineage: Eukaryota; Fungi; Ascomycota; Sordariomycetes; Glomerellales; Glomerellaceae
Product: acetyltransferase
Exons: 1
Coding region: 1-558 (185 amino acids)
Molecular function (GO): acyltransferase activity, transferring groups other than amino-acyl groups
Source: RefSeq, a predicted model, not a curated record
AUGACAAAGCCCUCAGAUGUCCAAGAAAGCCGGCGCAUGGCAGCCACUCUCAGAUCAGCGUCUCUUAAUGACGCCACAGCGGUAUCUAAACUUGCCGCCCAUGUCUUCACAGUUACAUUCGGCCAUUCCGUCGAGCCACAUGAGCUCGAAGCAUUCCUCCAUGAGGCUUACAGCUUAGAAGCCAUUUCAAAAGACCUCAACGACCCAAAUAAAGACACCAUACUUGCAGUCGAUCCAGCCGGGGACAUUCUUGGCUUCGCAAUGCUCACCCGGGGCUCAUCGGACCCAUGCAUCGCAAGUCUCCACAGUACUGUUGAGCUGCAGAGGAUCUAUAUGUAUCCCAAGGCACAAGGCACAGGCGCUGCAAGACUCUUGGCAGACAGAUUGGAAAAUAUGGCUAGAGAACAAGGGUUCAAGCACAUUUGGUUGGGUGUCUGGGAAGAGAACCUCCGGGCGCAGAAGGCGUACGAAAAAUGGGGGUAUCAAGAAUGUGGUACCCAUGACUUUGCCAUUGGCUCGAUUGUUCAGACUGAUAACAUCAUGGUGAAGAAGCUUUGA